CAGUGAAAAACGUUUACGGGCCAGCAUAGAUAUGUGGUCAGUGGAGAUCUCCGUGAGAAGUAGGAUUCAAAAUGGCGGAAGAAGAGCAUUUACAAGACAAGGAGAAGGAGGCAUACAGCCCUUUUGCUAUUAUGAAUAACAAUAGUAUUAUUGAGUUUUGUCGGACRUCUCUGGCAGCCAUGGCAGGCAUAUCUGCAGGAAUAMUGGGUUUAACAGGUCUUAAAGGGUUUGUUUUCUACUUUGUUGCGUCAAUAUUAAUGUCUGUGUUCAUCUGUUGGAAAGCUGGUUCAAAAUGGUCCAAGUACUUUGUGUCRUGGUGGGAUCUUAGUACAUCAGGAAUUUUAGGUGGAAUUUUUACCUAUCUUUUAUUCUGGACGUUUUUGUACGGCAUGGUCCAUGUGUACUAGUAUUACUAUCAUAAGUACAG
Exaiptasia diaphana is the source of this 427-nucleotide messenger RNA. RefSeq names its product ER membrane protein complex subunit 6. The transcript has 5 exons. Gene Ontology annotation, cellular component: EMC complex; endoplasmic reticulum; membrane. The coding region runs from base 72 to 407 and encodes 111 amino acids. Lineage: Eukaryota; Metazoa; Cnidaria; Anthozoa; Actiniaria; Aiptasiidae. The record is from RefSeq and is a predicted model, not a curated record. Gene Ontology annotation, biological process: protein folding in endoplasmic reticulum; autophagosome assembly.